This is a messenger RNA of Ruditapes philippinarum (Manila clam), 1020 nucleotides long. RefSeq lists its product as uncharacterized. The coding region runs from base 204 to 845 and encodes 213 amino acids. The transcript has 7 exons. NCBI's taxonomy places the organism in Eukaryota, Metazoa, Mollusca, Bivalvia, Venerida, Veneridae. The record is from RefSeq and is a predicted model, not a curated record.
AUAAUUUCAAUAACAAGACAUAUAUCAAAGGUGUCAUUAUAUAGCGAGUUUUACCUUGGCAACAUUUGGUGUUGUUUUUCACUGUGCAAUUAUAUACAACGAUUUAAAUAAUUGGUUUUAGAUUCAUCACUCCAUUCUUUCACAGCGUUUGCACGGACAUAACAUUUAAGAACGAUAAUUCUCUUCAUAGAAGACGAAGAAAAAUGAAGUACGUUUCAUUCAUUUUGAUGUGUCUAGCCGUCGGAGCCAGCGCUAAUCUGAAAAGUAAAAGUAAAUGUGGAGAAACAAAUGGCCACCCCUGUCCUUUCAUUAGCGAAUCUGACCUUGUCACACUUGCAGAUUUCCAACAGUACGUGGUUGGUGAACACUGGAUAGGCAUUUAUUCCUCAUCAUUCAAUACAGGUCAGACCUUUUGCAGGAAGGGAAAUCAAAGGUGGAAUGACUCUACAACCGGACUGGCUGAGCUGUAUUGUUUCUCAUUCGAGGCUCAGGAAUGCUGGAAUCUUUCGUUUGUCACAACAAAAAGUGAGGAUGACUGUGGGAGAGUGAUAGAAAAGGGAGAUGCCGAUGAUGAUAUCAAAUUUUACAGCCAAGAUUUGUCCGAAUACUUUUGGCAAGACGUAUGCUACUCGAGGCUUGCAAAUGGAGAGUGCUCUUUCCGCUUUCUAGGACUGUUAGUUAAGGCUUGGAGAGGAGAUGGUGACCUUGACCUACAAGGAUUACCUUGGGAACUUAUAACAGCUGACCUGUGGAACAACUUUGGGUUGCGGUUCUCCGGACCGAUCGUUAAGUUUUCCUGGAAAGAUGGACCAGAUUGUGGUUUCACUGGUAUUAUUCCAUUUUAGAACUCCAGAUAUGCCGUAUACAUGGCCAAAUAUAUACCAUCAACAGAGCGUGACGCCUAUUUAAUAAAUGAAUUGUACUAACAUAGAAACAAUAAUCUUAAAAGCUAUAUAAGAAAAUAAAAAGGAUAGUCUAAAUCUGUAGAUUCAUUAUUUAAUAAACUACGUCAGAAAAGUG